AUGCCUCAGUCAAGCCGGGCACCGCCUUCGUCCCUGCGGACCAGCCGCGGACUUGGCCGGCUCUGCCCCGAGUCUCUUGAAAUGUUCUCAGCGGGAACGAGACCCACGACCACCAGCGUCUGCCCGGGAAGGCCGGAGUGGGCGUCCAUGUGUCCAUGGUACCGAACCCCCUGCAGAACCUCCUCCGUCAGCUCAGGAGCCGGGGGGACGCCGCUGCCCAAGGGGGAGCCUGCCCUGGACGCGCGGGAGGCUGGUGUCGGCCUGUGGGCCGCGGAGGUGCCGCGCGCCCCGAGACACCGGGGAGACACCGGGGAGACCGCCUUGUCCUCAGCAGAACCCGGAACGAGCUGCACGUGUCCCCCCGAGGGCCGGAGCAAGAGCGGCUGGACAGCCCGGCCCAUCCCUCAACAUCUGUGGAAAAGGGACAAAGAAACGCGAAGAAACACGCAUGCUUCAGACACGGAGCGCGGCAGGGAAAGCGCUGAGGCCUCCCCGCCGGCCCCGCACAACCCGCUGAAAGGGGAAAGUGAUGCGGAGACUCGGAGCCGCACGACUCCCGCGUCCUCCCCGCGGCCGCCCCGCCUCCCUCCCCGCCGGGCCGCCGCGGCUCGCCCAGGGCCCUCGCGCCCGGCCGCGGCUCCAGCCCGUAGCACCUCCCACUUCUCCGCCUCGCUCGGCCUCACUCGCGUCCCCCCGGCUCUCCCGCUGGGCCGCUCGCCUUGUCUCCCCGCCCACUCGGCGCACGGAGAUGGAGCGAGGACGCCGGCCGCCCAGCCGCUGAGUCUGCGGCGGGAUCGCGCGGGCAGGUAUAAGGAGCUUUUCCCGCAUAUUGCUUGUACUCUGUGUGACUGGAGCUCCAGAGGAGGCGAGGGGGUGGCGGAAUUCUUGAGAAUGCGACUGCAGGUGAGUAGAGAUGGGAUCUUUCUCUGGAAGGAAGCUCUGCUGCCCAUGGAUGGGAAGCCUUCUCUUGGCCUGAGUCUUCUCAGCGCAUCGGGCUGUGCUUGGGGAUCUGGGCUCCAUUCAACUGUUCUCAGGACCCACGGAUACUUGCGUUCGGUCAGGGAUUGAUCAGGAAGUCCUCUCCUUGGCAACAUUCACACGAAUGUAUCUCAUUCUCCGUUCACGGUGUCCUUGCAGAAGACAGAUGGGCAGGAUUUUCUUUUCUUAUCCAUUGUGCGGUCUUAGUUGGGAGAUGGUGUACUCCUUAGUAUUAGUAACGUGGUGAGGGGCACGGUUGGUGCCGGAGGGGACAGGUGUUGCACUGUUUUCCAGAGAAUGCAAGAAACCUCUGUGUAAGAGAAGAAAGAAGAAACCAUUUUUUUCUCUCAAUUUUAAACUUACAAAGUUUGGUUAACAUAUACUUGAAGUUUGGAAGCUUCCAGAGAUGACUAAAAUUCUCUCUACUACCCUAUCUCUUUCACUCACUUUCCCU
Molecule: messenger RNA, 1432 nt
Organism: Lontra canadensis (Northern American river otter)
Lineage: Eukaryota; Metazoa; Chordata; Mammalia; Carnivora; Mustelidae
Exons: 4
Coding region: 1-1068 (355 amino acids)
Source: RefSeq, a predicted model, not a curated record